GUUAAAUCGAAGCGCCAUUCAGAAGAAGCCUUCCAGCCGGCGAAACACAGUUUCGAACAAGAUCCCCCGCCCUUGGUACCUGAUCUGAUAUACCGAAUCUCGCCCAUCAUGCCUCCCAAAAAGAACGAGAAGGGCGGCAAGAAGGAUGCCAAAAAGAUUGUCGAGGACAAGACUUUUGGCAUGAAGAACAAGAAGGGUGCCGUUGCUAGGAGGCAAAUUGCUCAGCUCGAAGCCAGCUCGCUCGCCCAGCAGAAGCGUAAGGAGGCCGAGAAGAAAGCGCGCGAGCAAGAGAAGAAGGCUGCCGAGGCGGCCAAGCGGGAGACCGAGGCCCUGCUCAACAAGCCCGCCCAGGUCCAGAAAGUGCCCUUCGGCGUCGACCCGAAGACGGUUGUGUGCAUUUUCUACAAGAAGGGGAACUGCGAGAAGGGCAAAAAGUGCAAGUUCGCCCACGACCUCGAGGUCGAGCGCAAGGUCGAGAAGAAGAACGUGUAUCAGGACACGAGGGCGGAAGAGGAAGAGAAGAAGAGGCAGGAGACGUCGGCCGACUGGGACGAGGAAAAGCUUCGCUCCGUUGUGCUGUCUAAGAAGGGCAACCAGCGCACAACGACCGACAAGGUGUGCAAGUACUUCAUCCAGGCCAUCGAGGACGGCAAGUACGGCUGGUUCUGGGUCUGCCCCAACGGUGGCGAUAAGUGCAUGUACAAGCAUGCCCUUCCGCCUGGGUUCGUGCUCAAGACGAAGGAGCAGAGAGCCGCGGAGAAGGCCCUAUUGGAGAAGUCGCCACUCAAGACGCUGACCAUCGAGGAGUUCCUCGAGUCGGAGAGACACAAGCUUACCGGAAAACUGACACCGGUGACGCCCGAGACGUUUGCCAAGUGGAAGAAGGAGCGUCUAGACAAGAAGGCGGCCGAGGAACAACUGCAGAAGGCCAAGGAGGCGACUGGUCGUGCCUUGUUCGAGAGCGGCAAGUGGCGGAUGGAUGAAGAUGAGGAAUCGGAAGACGAGAACGAUGGCACCUGGAACCUCGAGAAGCUACGGCAGGAGACGGAGGCGCUCAGGAUGAAGAAAGAAGAGGAGCGUCUGGCCGCUCUGCACGGGAUUCCGACGGCGAAUAGUGAGCCCAGCGGCGUUCCAGAGGACUCGGCCGAGCCAGAAGCAGUGCCCAACACUUGAAAGGCCACCGGCAAGCACGACCUACUCACCAUGCCGAGCGGCCGGGCGAGGGCAGCGAGCCCACAGAGCGCUCCCCCUCAACUGGGCGCCCGGCGUCGGCCAUGCUGCUCGAACAUCUGGAAAGCUUUCAGUUGACGAGUGGAGUUCAAGGCUGACUCACAGGGCGGCGGCGUAUCCGGAAGCAUAUGAAGCUAGAACACACUACUUGAUCUGCUGCAAGGUCACGGGCGCAAGUUAUCGGU
Molecule: messenger RNA, 1415 nt
Organism: Thermothelomyces thermophilus ATCC 42464
Lineage: Eukaryota; Fungi; Ascomycota; Sordariomycetes; Sordariales; Chaetomiaceae
Exons: 3
Coding region: 109-1173 (354 amino acids)
Biological process (GO): cytoplasmic translation
Cellular component (GO): cytosol
Molecular function (GO): mRNA binding; metal ion binding
Source: RefSeq, a predicted model, not a curated record